CCACCGUACAGGAUCCAGAGAGAGAAGAGUGAAAAGCGCACCCACACGGCCGAAUCCAUCCCGUUGUCUCUGCGUCCUGACGGAGUGGAACCCAUUCACCGAUAUUAUAUGUACAAGCCCUAAUUCACUGCCAAGAAGAAGAAGAAAGAGAUUCUCAAUCCGAGGUCGCGUUUCCGGUGAUCAAGCCUCCGUGUUCCGCUAUUGCCUAUGAUCUUUAGGGUUCAAGAAAUUGUCCGGAACGCGUGUACGAUUGAGGAAGCGCGGGGGAAUUGAGUAACUUGUGAGCGCUGAUAAAUUAUAUUCAGGAGUUUCUGGUGAUCAAGAAUUGUUCGUGAUCGUCGGAAACAGUAUAAAUGUGAAAAAGUUUUGAUACAGAUGGAGAAGAACGUUCGUUCACUAUAGAGAGAAGCAUUAGCUUUCCAAUUGAGCUUCUAGAUUAUUUGCUGUGGCAUUACAGGAGAAUCACCGACAUUUUCUGAUCAAUCAUCUCUUUGCUUUCGAACCUUGAAAAAUGUCUAGUGGAGCUGCCCGAAGGGUCUCACGGCAAGAUAUACAACUGGUGCAAAAUCUUAUAGAACGAUGUCUUCAGCUGUACAUGAACCAGAAAGAAGUUGUGGAGACUCUCUUGGAUCAGGCAAAAAUAGAGCCUGAUUUUACUGAACUUGUUUGGCAAAAGCUUGUAGAAGAGAAUCAAGACUUUUUUGAGGCUUAUCAUUUGAGAUUAAUGGUGAAGCAUCAAAUCAACGUUUUCAACGAGUUGCUUAAACAACAGGUGGAUCUUAUGCAUCGCAUUUGCCCUGCUAGAGUUGAUACAGUACCUAUUCCCAAUGGAUCUCAGCUCUCAGCAUUACAACAGAACUCAGCAUGCUAUCCCUCAGAGCAUGUGGGACCAUCUAUGAAGCCAUCGAGCAUGCACCGUCAUAUUAGUUCCGGCUUGUCUAAUGCUUUUACCAAUGGUGGGUCAUCACUGCAAACCAGUAUGCACACAGCUGUGGAUAUGUCUGCCAAUACCUGUAGAAUUGAUGCCCCACAGGACAUGCUUUCUACUCGGAGCCCAAACCUGGGUUUAAUGCAAGGAAUGAAUGGAGGGAUGAUCAAACCAGAAGCUGGUUAUUCAGGCAGUUCCCCAUUCAUGUUUGGUGCUGAUAACACUGCCCUGGAAAAACGAGUAGCCAUUGGAGAUGCAUCAGUUACACCUUUCUCAAGUGUAGUGUCAAACUCCCAAACCUUGGGCGAGCCUCUUCUGGACUCUGACACUUCUACAUAUGGAUUUUUGGGGCAGAUUCCUCAAAGUUUCAGCCUCUCUGAUUUGACAGCUGGAUUUUCUCAGAGCUCUGAUAUACUAGAAAGCUAUCCUAGAUCACCCUUCCUAACAACAGAUACAGACAACUUCAUGGAUUCUCGUGGAAGGGGAGAAAACCAAGAAUUGCAGGAGACAGUAAAAGAUUGGACACCAUAUCAGAAGGGUUAAGCUAUGAAGACUUUCCCAGUGACUGAUUAAAUAAAUCCCAACUGUCAGCUGCAUUGCUAGGAUUAAAGUGUGUAAAUAGCAUUUUAGAGAUGGGGGGUCAUCAAAUUUUAAACUCCUUGGACGGUAUAGAUUGGUGUGUAAAGAGGUUCACUGACAUCGCUUUGUAAUGGUGAGAUGAAAUGAGGAAAGCUUCUGAAAAAAAGGUUCAAACAAUCCAACAGAAAGGUGUUUUGGAUGGUGGAUAUGGUCUUGCUUUUAUGACAAGGUCGGUGUAGAAAUAAUGGUGCAAUGAUACUGUGGCAUGCUGAUGUUGAUAGGCAUGGUAGAAUAUUUGAAUUCUGCUUUUCAUUUAGAAUGGUGUGAUUUGUUAGAAACACCUUCAUUAUCAGUGAAGGGAUUGGAAUUUCUUAUAUGUGAUUUUAUGUUAGCUAUAUUGACAUCUUAUAUUUUGGUAUUUGUUAAGUCAGCCAUGGUUGAUUCUUUGAUCA
Molecule: messenger RNA, 1959 nt
Organism: Vitis vinifera (wine grape)
Lineage: Eukaryota; Viridiplantae; Streptophyta; Magnoliopsida; Vitales; Vitaceae
Exons: 9
Coding region: 512-1471 (319 amino acids)
Source: RefSeq, a predicted model, not a curated record